Molecule: messenger RNA, 1823 nt
Organism: Coffea arabica (coffee)
Lineage: Eukaryota; Viridiplantae; Streptophyta; Magnoliopsida; Gentianales; Rubiaceae
Product: wall-associated receptor kinase-like 1
Biological process (GO): protein phosphorylation; cell surface receptor signaling pathway
Cellular component (GO): plasma membrane
Molecular function (GO): protein serine/threonine kinase activity; ATP binding
Source: RefSeq, a predicted model, not a curated record
GGUGAUGCCGAUGAUCUGACAAAAACACCAUAAAAAUAACCUUGAAUAUAAUUGGUAAUUAGUGUAGGAAAACAGAUGGUCAAAACUCAAAAGAGUUAAGAUGAGAAGAAAGUCUAAGAGGCCGGCCAAACAAGUUUUGAACGCGUGGAUUGUUCCAUACUGGUUCAUUAAGUCGUCGAUUACAUAGAGCAAUUGCAGUGGAGCAUCCAGGAGUACAUCCAACAAUUGUAGUGAAACAUCGAGGAAAUUGCUAGUGAAAAAAAAUACUCAAAUCUGAUCUCAACUGAUGUAGACUUCUCCAAGGUAAUUUGACUAUUUCCUGCAUCAUUUUGGUUCACGUAUUUAGGCAGAUGCUCUUUGAUCAGUUCAACAAUAUCCCUAUGCUAGUGAAAGAUAAAACUUUGCUCUACUUCCCAAUAAUGAGUCCUCCCAAGUUAUUCUUUCUGCUACUUCUCAUCCUUGCAGUAGUCAUAGUUAUGUUAGUUCUUUUGGGCAUAAAGAAGACUCCAAAGCUUGCUGAGGCUGCUGGGCUGACAAUUGCAGUGUUUACUGGUCUUGUCCUGCUACAGAAGAGACGCAAUAAAAAGAAGAAGCAGGGCCAUUUUGAACGAAAUGGAGGUCUUCUAUUGGAGAAACAAUUAUCUGCUGCAGAUGGUGCUAUUGAAAAAACUAGAAUUUUCAUGUCUAGGGAAUUGGAGGCGGCCACCGAUGGAUUCAACGAAAGUCGAAUACUUGGUCAAGGUGGCCAAGGUACAGUAUAUAAAGGGAUCCUAGCCGAUGGAAGAAUUGUGGCAAUCAAGAAGUCGAAGGUUGACAAAAGCCUGUUGGAGCAGUUCAUCAACGAGGUCGUCAUUGUUUCGCAAGUUAAUCACAGGAAUGUGGUAAAACUUCUGGGUUGUUGCUUGGAGACAGAAGUUCCUCUGCUUGUCUAUGAAUUUAUCCCUAAUGGAACCCUAUUUAACCUCAUUCAAAACGACAAUAAGGCUGAAUCCUUCCCUUUUACUUGGACCUUGAGAUUAAAAGUAGCCACAGAGGUAGCAGGAGCAUUGGCAUACCUACACUCGGGGCUUACAAUUCCAGUCUUUCACAGGGAUAUCAAGUCCACCAACAUAUUGUUGGAUGAAGAAUACAUAGCUAAAGUAUCAGACUUUGGAGCUUCAUUGUCCAUUGCAAUUGACAAAACCCACAUGACCACUCGAGUCCAAGGGACUUUCGGCUACAUCGAUCCAGAAUAUUUCCGGUCGAGCCAAAUUACUGACAAAAGUGACGUUUACAGCUUUGGGGUGGUUCUUCUUGAGCUCCUGACAAGACAAAAGCCCAUACCUUCCAGAGGAGAAGGAGAAGAUGUCUAUUUAGGAUUGGCACAAAGGUUUCAGACAUCCAUGGAAGAGAAUUCUCUUCCAACGAUUCUUGAUCCUCAAAUUAUAGAUCAAACAAAUGAAGGGGAGGUCAUUGCUGUUGCUAAACUUGCACAGCGAUGCAUAGACUGGGAUGGAAGGAGGAGACCAACUAUGAAGGAAGUUUCCAUCGAGUUGGAAAACAUCAAAAUGUCAAGAGGGGGUUUAACUAUUCAAGAAAAUUAUCAAAGUUCAAGUUGCACCGACGAAGAAGCUGUUGUGAUGAUUGAUGUUUACGACGCAUCGACUAUUGGAAGUGAGAACGUUAAGUCAACUUCAGAUGCCUACGCGGUAUUGAACAAUACAAUCUAAUUCAGCGCUGGCGGCAAAAUGACAGGGCUGGAAAGGUGCAACGAAUCUUCCGUCACACGUCACGUGUCACUCUCUAUCAAUUUUUUUAUUAUAUUACUAUAUCUCUUUCAUAAA